GUGAAACGUGUUGUUUUGGUCUUCGUUUAGUUUCGUUUUGCCUGUCGCAGGCAGAGGAAGGAGGAAGGAGCUAGGAGCUAGGAAGGAGGAAGGAAGGAAUAGUGGAGGGGGGGUCGCUCUCUACUUUGUUUUGCUCAGCACGCGCUGAACUUUGGUCCGAUCGGCCGCGUGUUGUCGUCGUCGUCGUUGUUGUUGGUUUACGGGAGUGCGGAAGCGUUCCUCCUCCUCCUCUUCCUCCUCCUCCUCGACAGCAGCUGCUGGAAACGAAACUUUCAGGACCGACCUCACCAUGUUCAACCUUUGACGGCGACUUCAGAAGAACGAGUGAUGGAGGGCGGUGUGCCGCGGCUGGAGGAGGACGAGUUUGCGUGCUCCGGGAUGCUGCGCGGGGUCCUGAGCUCCCUCCACGCCACCGUGGAGCGGAUCUUCGGCGUGGCGUUCACGAUCGGGGCGGACGACCCGUCGGCGAGCGGCAACGAUGGGCAGAUAUGGCUGAAGCUGAGAGGGCCAGGCUGCCGCGUGGGCGCCGCCAAGGUGUUCGUGAGAGGCCUGGUGAACCAGGAGGAGCGGCAGCAGGUGUCUUACCCCGCCGCGCUGCACUGCAUCUUCUGCGGCGCCCGCGGGCUGUUCAUGGACUGCCUGACCAGAAACACAGCGGCCAGGAUCAGGGUCAGCUCCCCGGGACUCCUCUUCAUAUCGGGUCUGGCGGAGCCGGUGGUGCGAGCCUACUCCCUGAUCACUGACCUGGUGGAGCGGUGCGAGGGGACGCCGUCCGGGCGCCCCGAGGCCCCCGACCGGGGCCCCGCCGAGUCUCUGGAUUCGCGCCGGGCGUUCAAGACUCUGGUGGAGGAACGGGAGGACAAUCACAUCCUGGACCUCCUCGUGCUGCCGGGGUCCGUGAAGGAGAUCCUGCUGGACUUGGUGAGAGAAUCCGGUCUCGAGUCGAGCCCCGGGCCGGCGCCGACGGACGGACGGGCGGAGUCAGACGACGAGGACCCGGAGGUCGUAUGGGUCAAACCGUACGCGCCUCCUGAGCCCGCCAGGACGACAGAGCGGUGGGUGGAAGGUGUGACUGCGAGUCCAGAGAAAGACCCGGAGGACUCCUUAUUCCGGUCCGGGUCCGGAGGCACCAGAGGGAGGGCCGAGGGAGGACCGGCGCCUUCUCCUCAGGAGGCGGGAGGAGAGCAGCAGGAGUCGGGCAGCGAGACGAAGGAGCCGGCGGUGGGAAACAAGGAGUUCUGGCUCCUUCUGAAGUUCUUCACGGCCAUGGGGUACACGGAGGACGUGGUGAAGCGGGUCAUCGCCCGGACCGGACCCAAAGAGGCCUCGGAGAUACUGGACGUGGUUCAGCAGGAGCAGGAUCGCAGCGACCGCCAGCAGGCGGGCGGCGAAGAGGAGGAAAUGGAGGAGGAGGAGGAGGAAAUGGAGGAGGAGGAGGAAGAGGAGGAGGAGGGCGGCGAAGAGGGCGGGCACGAGGAAGACUUCGUGCUGGGCGUGGUGAAGAAGGCGGCCGCCAGCUGCGGGUACAUGGAGCAGGAAGUGGCCAAGGUCUACGGCAUGUUGCCCGAGCGCUCCACGCACCGGCUGCUCCUGGAGCUGCAGAGGGAGGCGGCGAGGGAGGCGGCGCUGGGCGGGGGCGGGGAAGCGGAGCUCAUCGGAGCGGCGGAAAAGAGGAAGUCCGAAGGGCCCGACGUCGCCGCGGCCGAGUUUAAUAAGUUCCGUGAACUCCCGGAGCCUCGGACGCCGCGCCCAGUCGUCGCCCCCGAGGUGAAAGGCCCGCCCACGGCGUCGUAUCCCUCCGCCCCCGAUCUCCCGCUCGCCAACGUCCAAUCCGACAAACAUUACGGGCAAAGCGACUUCUGGCCCGAUCGCUUCACCUCGAAACCCGACCCCCCGACCCGAGGCCGCGUCCCGGACCCCGAACCCCAGCCGUCGCCCGCCGUCUUAAAACAAGCGUUUCAAGCUCCUCCUCCUCCUCCUGCCUUCUUCUUCGCGAGGAAUGACUCGCCCCCCCUCCGAGCGAGGGAGAGGCGGGGCUUCGGCUCCUCCGUGGUGGUGACGGGGGAGCAGCGCUUCCUGGAAGGCCUGCGGGUGACCUUCGACCUCCGGCUCACGGACAAACCCGGCGACCCGACAUUGAGGAUGGUCGUCAUCGACGGGAGCAACGUGGCCAUGAGUCACGGCUUGGGCAACUUCUUCUCCUGUCGAGGGAUCGCUCUGGCGGUCCAGCACUUUUGGGACCGAGGCCACCGGGACAUCAGCGCCAUGCUGCCACAGUGGAGACAGAAGAGCGACCCCAAGAACAAAGAGCAGCACUACCUGAGCGAGCUGCAGCAGCUGGGCCUGCUCUCCUACACGCCGUCCAGAGAGGUGCUGGGCAAGAGGAUCAGCUCGUACGACGACCGGCUUAUGCUGCAGCUCGCGCAGAAGAAAGACGGAGUGAUCGUAACCAACGACAACCUGAGAGACCUGUUGGACGAGUCCGCCGUGUGGAGGGACAUCAUCAAGAAGAGAAUUCUCCAGUACACGUUUGUCGGGGAUCUCUUCAUGGUGCCGGACGACCCUCUGGGCCGAGGAGGGCCUCACCUGGAUAACUUCCUGCGCUCCGAGCACAGGACUCCGGACCCAGGAAACCGCUCUUUCGCCGGCGUGGCCACCAUGUUCCCGUCCUCCACGCCUCCUCCGUGCUCCCAAACGGCGCUCCUGAACUUCCGCGACCGGACGCUAGAGGGCGCGCUGACGAACGGAGCGGCGUUCGGCGGCGGCCGGGGGAAAGGGAAAGCACAGGCAAAAGGGUGGGGUCCGGGACACCUGCUGGGGGUCAGGGCGGACAGGACCCCCCAGGAAACGGCCAGCCUCCGGGAGCAGCUCCGGCAGGUGUUUCCCGGCCAGGACCACGCGGUGGCGCUGGUGCUGCGGGGCCACCCGGCGCAGACGGACAUGAACGUGCUGUCGGAUCUGAUCCUGGAGCAGUGAAAGGACGUCUUGUCGUCUCGAUGUUUAAUCCGGGGGAUGUUUGUCUUCUAAUUUAAAGCGAUUGUUUUCCAGCAGAGCGACUGCGACUAAUCACCCUGGCUAACUGUUGUUGUUCUUAAGCCGGGAGUUCAGAAAAAAGAGACCGUGUCAAGCUGGCGUGGACGAGUUUUCCCUCCAGCAAGAGUCCUCCAUUUUUAUUCUGAAGUCACCAUCAUCGCCUCAGGACAGGCGAGAAAAGAUUUAAAGAUUUAAAGAGAGAGAGAGAGGUUGGACUCCUUUGAUCAGCUGUUUUUAUGUCUAUUUUAUGUCUCCAACUAUUUUACUCCCUCUGCACCUUUUGAGUUAUGAUCAAAUAUCCGAGAAAAAAAACGACGACAUUCCCGUCCGCCACUCGCCCGUAACCAUGACAGCGAGGUCAUCGCCGGGCGGUUUAAAGCGUGGUUCAUUCCACCAGAGUUUCCUCUCGUUGACCAACCAGUCAAGUUAAUAUUGAGCGAGUUUUUACAGGAUUUCUAUCUUUAAGAAACGUUUUUUUAUUUUUUAAGAACAUGCUAUAUAUGCUAUAUAUUUUAUUUUUUUAAUCUGUUUUAUUAUAAGCCGCUGUAUAGCUACCGGUUUGUAAAGAACAUUGCAGACAACGAGAGGGGCUGGCUGUCGUCGUGGGGUUGGAUGUCAUUUUGCAGCUUUACAAUAAUACUAAAAAACGAUCCUACAAUCUCCUAUAUACGCUUAUUUUAUAUAUAUAUAAUUUAUUUCAAGCAGGUCUGAUUACUGGCAUGAUUUUAGACCGUGAUCGGGGGAGGGGGGGCGACCCAGAAGAUGCCAGCGAGUUAAUCUUUGGGACCGAAGAUCAGAUUCACAGGAAACUCUGUUCACUGAGUGAAUCGUCUUAUUUUGGUUGUUUAUAUUUGUACAUUUUGAGAGAUUAAUGCUGAUUCCUGCCUUUUUGUUGUUGUUUUCCAUUAAGCUUUUUCUUCAUUAAAAAAAAAGUCUUAAAGUA
Pseudoliparis swirei is the source of this 3976-nucleotide messenger RNA. It is a transcript of the gene khnyn, whose product is annotated as KH and NYN domain containing. The transcript has 9 exons. The record is from RefSeq and is a predicted model, not a curated record. Gene Ontology annotation, cellular component: nucleus; cytoplasmic ribonucleoprotein granule. Gene Ontology annotation, molecular function: mRNA binding; RNA endonuclease activity. The coding region runs from base 328 to 2976 and encodes 882 amino acids. Lineage: Eukaryota; Metazoa; Chordata; Actinopteri; Perciformes; Liparidae.